Messenger RNA from Microcebus murinus (gray mouse lemur), 2095 nucleotides. RefSeq lists its product as uncharacterized. Gene Ontology annotation, molecular function: RNA polymerase II cis-regulatory region sequence-specific DNA binding; DNA-binding transcription factor activity, RNA polymerase II-specific. The record is from RefSeq and is a predicted model, not a curated record. NCBI's taxonomy places the organism in Eukaryota, Metazoa, Chordata, Mammalia, Primates, Cheirogaleidae. Gene Ontology annotation, biological process: regulation of transcription by RNA polymerase II.
AGUCCUUCUUGCGGCAGCCAUUUUGGUUUGUCUUGGGCACGUCCCGCUGCGCGGGCUCUGAGCCGACGUGACAGGAUCGAAAAAGUGCGAGAGGAGUGGUUGUGUUUGCUGCGCUGAGGCGGACCCGAGGCCGCGAGGCGUGACCCACGACUGGAGGAGACAGGGACCGCCGGGACCCGCCCCUCCCAGAGUCCGAUGGCGGCGGCCGAGCUGAGGGACCCGGCUCCGAACAGUGUGACCUUUGAAGACGUGGCUGUGAACUUUUCCUGGGAGGAAUGGAAUCUUCUUAACGAGGUUCAGAGAUGCCUGUAUCGUGACGUGAUGCUGGAGAACUUGACACUUAUAACCUCCCUGGGUUGUUGGCAUGGAGGGGAAGAUGAGGCAGCGCCCUCUAAGCAGAACAGUUGUAUACAUGUAUACAAAGACCAGAGAGUUCACGGUGGAGAAACGCCUUAUGAGUAUGGGGAAUGUGGGAAAUUAUUUAAGACCAAGUCCCAUCUCACUGAACACAGAAGAGUUCACACUGGAGAAAGACGUUAUGAGUGUAGUGAAUGUGGGAAAUCCUUUGCUCAGACCUCUAGUCUCAUUAAACACAGGCGUGUUCACACUGGAGAAAGGCCUUAUGAAUGUAGUGAAUGUGGGAAAUUAUUUCGCCAAAAUGCUGCACUCCAUGUUCAUCAGAGAUUUCAUACUGGACAAAAGCCUUAUGAGUGCAGUGAAUGUGGAAAGUCAUUUCAUCGAAGCUAUUCACUCUUGCAACAUCGGAGAAUUCACACUAGAGAAAGGCCUUAUGAGUGUAGUGAAUGUGGGAAAUCUUUCAGCCUAAGGUCCAACCUUAUUCAGCAUCAGCGAGUUCACACUGGAGAAAGACCUUAUGAGUGUGGGCAGUGUGGGAAAUCCUUUAGCAAAAGAUCUAUCCUCAUUACACAUCAGAGAGUGCACACUGGGAAAAGGCCUUAUGAGUGUAGUGAAUGUGGGAAAUCUUUUGCUUAUACUUCUAGUCUUAUUAAACACAGGAGAGUACAUACUGGAGAAAGGCCUUAUGAGUGUUGUGAAUGUGGGAAAUUAUUUCGCCAAAACUCUGCACUCCAUGUUCAUCAGAGAUGUCAUACUGGACACAAGCCUUAUGAGUGCCGUGAAUGUGGAAGAUCAUUUCACCGAAGCUCUUCACUCUUGCAACAUCGGACAGUUCACACUAGAGAAAGGCCUUAUGAGUGUAGUGAAUGUGGGAAAUCCUUUGCUCAAACUUCUAGUCUUGUUAAACACAGGAGAGUUCACACUGGACAAAGGCCUUAUGAAUGCAAUGAAUGUGGCAAGACCUUUGCUGAAAACUCCAGUCUCAUUAAUCACAGUAAAGUUCACACUGGAGCAAAGCCUUAUGAAUGCAGUGAAUGUGGGAAAUUCUUUGCUUAUAUCUCUAGUCUCAUUAAACACAGGAGAGUUCACACUGGAGAAAAACCUUAUGAGUGCAGUGAAUGUGGGAAAUUCUUUGCUGAAAACUCCAGUCUCAUUAAGCACAUGAGAGUUCACACUGGAGAAAGACCUUAUGAAUGCAGUGAGUGUGGAAGAUCAUUUCGUCACAGCUCUUCACUCCUUCGACAUUUGAGAGGUCACACUGGAGAAAAGCCUCAGAAAUGAAGUAAAUUUGGGAAAUUCUUUAGCCAAAACUCUAGCUUUAUUAUACACAGGAGCACUCUCACUGAGGAAGUAGCUUUUGAGUGCAGUGAAUAUGAGAAAGCCUUCAGUCUUAUUGGGUACCAGAAUAUUCAACUGAGAGAAGCAGUGUAGAUGUACAAGGCAUGGUAUUUCUUGUUCAAUAUAACUCUGGGCGAGAUCUCUCAUGAGGGAGUCAUCUAAAUUGAAUGUCAUGCCUUGAAUGUCUGCAUAAAUUCCAGGUAUGUAGGAGCUACAUUGCAUUUUUCACCCUGCCCAGGUCCCUUGCCAGGAUUAUGUGACUGCUAGUUCUCUGGCAAAAACCAUUUCACUUCUACCACUUGGCAGGUUUUGCAGGUGCCUACAGUGUGUCAUUCACCCACCUCAUCAGGUUCCAGACAGAAGUAAACUUCAGUCAUCUUCCAUCUUCCAGUCAUUCACU